UCGGAGUCGGGGAGGGGAGGGGGGCUCCGGAGCGCACCAUGAAUCCCGCGGCUGCCUCCCGCCCCAACGCCGCCGCCGCCGCCGCCCGGCGGCCGGGCGCCCUGCCGCGGCUGCUGCUCUCGUCCGCGGCGCGGGCGCUGCUGUGGCUCGGUCCCGUCUACCUGGCGGGGUACCUGGGGCUGAGCGGCAGCUGGGUGCUGCUGGGGCUGGCGCUGUGGCUGUGCUGGGGACGCAACCGGCGGUGGAAGCGCGACCGGCUGGCUGCCGCCUUCGCGCUGCUGGAGGACGAGCGGGAGGCGGUGUGCCGGGGCCUGGCCGACCGGCACCUGCCGGCUUGGGUUCACUUCCCUGAUGUUGAACGAGUGGAGUGGCUGAACAAGGUCCUUGUACAGGCUUGGCCAUACUUUGGGACAAUCAUGGAAAAAACAUUUAAAGAAGUUCUUGAACCAAAAAUCAGAGCAAAGAAUGUACAUCUGAAAACAUGCACCUUUACCAAGAUCCACUUUGGUGAAAAGUGCCCUAGAAUCAACGGAAUAAAAGCCUACACCAAAGAAAUCGAUAGAAGACAAGUUAUCCUAGACCUGCAGAUAUGUUACAUAGGGGACUGUGAGAUUCACAUGGACAUAUCGAAAUUUAAUCUUGGAGUGAAAGGCAUACAGUUGUAUGGGACACUGCGAGUGAUACUGGAACCUCUUCUAACCGAUGCACCUUUUAUUGGAGCGGUGACCUUGUUUUUUAUGCAGAAGCCGCACUUGGAAAUCAACUGGGCAGGCAUGAGCAACCUCCUGGAUGUCCCAGGGAUUAAUGUAAUAUCAGACUCACUAAUUCAAGACUUCAUUGCUGCACGGCUGGUUCUACCAAACAGGAUCACAGUGCCUCUGAAAAAGAACAUGAACAUUGCCCACUUGAGGUUCCCUGUCCCGCGUGGAGUAAUAAGGGUUCAUCUGCUAGAAGCUGAAAACCUUGUCCAGAAAGACAGUUUCCUUGGUGCGAUCAGGGGGAAGUCUGACCCGUAUGCUCUUCUUCGCGUUGGCACGGUGCAGUAUCGAAGCAAGACAGUUUCCCGAGAUCUUAAUCCCAUUUGGAAUGAGACGUUUGAGUUUGUUGUUCAUGAAGUGCCUGGUCAGGACUUAGAAGUGGACUUGUACGAUGAAGAUCCAGAUAAAGAUGACUUUAUGGGCAGCUUGCUUAUAAGCUUAGUGGAUGUAACGAAUGAUGGAACUGUUGAUGAGUGGUUUCCCUUAAGUAAGACAACAAGCGGACACUUGCAUUUAAAACUGGAGUGGCUUUCACUAGUGAAUGACCAAGAAAGGCUACAUGAGGAUAAGAAGGGUCUGUCUACAGCUGUUCUGAUAGUUUACUUGGACAGUGCCUUCAACCUUCCAAAAAACCACUUUGAGUAUUCGAAUGGUGAAUGUGGAGCAAAGAAGAUCAAAAAUAACAAGUACCUCAAGAAGAUGGAACGAGAACCCUCCUCCUUCGUCCUGCUUACAGUAGGAAACAAGACUCAGAAAAGCAAGACCUGCAAUUUCAGCAAAGAUCCCACCUGGGGCCAGGCUUUCACCUUCUUUGUCCACAGUGCUCAUUCCCAGUCACUCCAUGUUGAGAUAAAAGACAAGGAUCGGGACAGUGCCCUGGGAACUUCAGUGGUGUGUCUCUCCCACUUACUUAAGGAUCCAAACAUGACUCUGGAUCAGAGAUUUCAGCUGGAUCAUUCCAGUUCAGACAGCUUCAUUAAGAUGAAACUUGUGUUGCGGGCCUUGAAUAUUGAAGAACCCGAUCCACAAAGAGUCAAGGCCGGUGUCAGUGCCUCGAAGCAAGGUCCUGUGCGUGUCAUGGAGAAGGGUGGAAACCAGCAAAACUUUGUCUCCCCACCAAAACCAGAAGUCUCAAAAGUACCUCCUGUGAGCAAAGACUCUGGAGCACUUGAAUCCCUGCCAAAAAAGGACAGCAGAGAAGACCUGGAUGCAAAUGACAGUUCAGCAGCACCUGUACCAAGUGAAACUGUUGCUGGCCUUAAUGAGACAGAGCGCGAGCAAAAUCCAGAGCAUGACCCAUUGCCAGCAUUGCAUACCAGAGCAGUGGUAGUGCCCACGUUGCCAGUCGUACAGGAACUGAGGCUUGCGCCCAGUGUUGCUUCGCUGGGUUCUCUGCCUUCUUCUUGCUUUGAAUUAAGUAGCAGCAAUCUGGACCUUCAUAAUGGGACUGAAAUGCCUCUGGGAGAGAUUCAGCUGACGGUGCGGUAUGCUUCAAUACGGCAGAGCCUUGUCGUGCUGGUGAACGGCUGCAGAAACUUAGUACCCUCUUCCAAUCGUGGAGUAGAUCCGUAUGUUCGUAUAUACCUGCUUCCAGAUAGAAGAUGGGCAAGCAGGAAGAAGACUUCUGUUAAGAAAAAAACUCUGAACCCCCAAUACGAUGAGAAGUUUGAAUUUUUUGAAUCUUUGGAAGAUGUCAAGAAAAGGACACUGGACAUUGCAGUGAAAAACAGCAGGCCAUUCAUUUCACAGGAAAGGAAGGAGCUGGGGAAAGUGCGGAUUGACUUGUCACAGGAGGACUUAAUAAAAGGUUUUGCACAAUGGUAUGAGCUGACAAGGAGUAGACGCAAGAAAAAUUGAUUUCUUCUCAUGUACAUAAGUCACUAAUUUUUCAACUUUAUAUGGAUGUACAUAUCUUUUGUAAUUAAUGUGUUUUGAACAGUCACUGCAAAUUUGAAGCAGUCUCCAGCUCAGGACAUGUAAAUCUGAGAGAUUAGUUCUCACUGAAGUAAAAAAACAAACCAACCCACCCCCCACACUGGGAAUAACUUGUCCCUAAAUAAUAAGUCCUUUAUUUUUGCUGUUUCUGGCCUAUCUCCCCCAAAGGACCCUGAAGUAUGAAUACUCUCUUAAGGAAGUGUUGUACCUGGAGAUGUUUUAGACUGUCAGCUAAGUGUCAUUACUUUGCUUGGCAGUCUCAUUUCCCCAGGAUCCUAUUCAUGUUGUUUUAACAUGAAAUCAUUGUACUUUUAAAAGAAUAAAUUUUUAAACAGCAUUCUUCAGCUGUAGGGCUACAGAACCUGUUGAAAGAAACUGUUUAAGACUCUAAUAGAUAGCAAUUGUUUUUUGAGAAACUAAGAAAUUGAUAGUCCACUGUUCAAAAGUAUCUUAGCAGACUGUGGCUGCAGGUAUGUAUAUAAUGAGCUUCCAAAAGCAGGGAGAUCAAUUUACCGAGAUGUCAUUAAGGUUUUAGUUUGUGACGCCUUAACAUAGUUUGUUCUUUGUUACAGUACAUUUCAAAAUCUUGUAAACCUUGAUAGUAAAAGCAUUCUGCCUGAGGAACAGCAGAGUUUUGUAAACUAAGCUUUAUUAAUAUCAGAGCAAAAUAUACCAAAAUAUUUUUGGAAGCUUGGUGUACUUGUUUCUGUACAAUAAACUUCUAACUGUCUUGCAUAAGAAA
Messenger RNA from Harpia harpyja (harpy eagle), 3435 nucleotides. RefSeq names its product extended synaptotagmin 3 (gene ESYT3). Bases 39 to 2615 code for a protein of 858 amino acids. Gene Ontology annotation, molecular function: lipid binding. The record is from RefSeq and is a predicted model, not a curated record. The transcript has 23 exons. Lineage: Eukaryota; Metazoa; Chordata; Aves; Accipitriformes; Accipitridae. Gene Ontology annotation, biological process: lipid transport.